AUGGUGGAGAGUGGAAAUAGAUUCUUUUUUACAACCCUCAGGGACUGUUUUGUAUUCUUUGAUUGGUUGAAGACUGAACCUGAGGGGAGGAAAACGCACGAUGACGUGGCCAAGAAACUUCAUGGGCUUCUUAAAGACUAUUACGAUGAUAGUGAACUUACGGAAGGUAAAAUUAAAUCCAAUUUGACCAACUUCCUUUCCAAAGUAGACACCUUUUAUAAAAAAUUGGUAUCUCAACACGUUCCUCAAGAAGCACUCGGAACAGCCGCCUCAAUUAAAAAGGGUGCCACACCGGAAGAAUUUGUCGACGCUCUCCUGGAGUGUCUUCCCAAGUUCCUCGCAGCGAUCUACUAUCUUUGGUAUUGCGUGUCUCACAAGUUCAAGUCACUUGGAGGCGGGGGGUGGGAGGGUAAUUACCCUGGGUGGGAAGAGGAUCGGAGUUGGUGGGGCACGAAAGGUUGGGGCGGUGACCUGCAGAAAUAUCUCAGAGCGCAAACAGGCGGUGAAUACGGUGGCCUUAUACCCGGUGGCUUCAAUAGAUAUGAGGUGAGAGAUGGAUGGUCUUACAAUGGUUACAGCCGUGGUUAUUCUAUGGUAACUGCCCUCAAAAACAUCUUCGAAAAAAAAGAUGAUACGGCGCAAAAUGUUUUUCGCGAUGUGUUCGCCACUUCGGUGCUAACUACCGCAUCUGGCACCCAAAUUUCUAACACUGCAAAUGCUCUUGCAUUGGUGAACUUGUUUUGCGAGGUUGUGGUUGAGGCGGAUGAGAAUGGAAAUGGUGACGAGUUUAAAACGCAUGUACAAUUAAAAAACGGUUGCGUACAUUGGGGCUUUUUAAAAGAUCAUUGCUCCACACUGAAAUCCCAAUUUGGCAAGAUUUUCAAUGAUAAAGCCUUUUCCUUCACCGGCUACGGACGGAAACGUGGAGAGCUUAACCAGGAAAAGUUUGCAAAGAAAACGGCAGAUUGGUUGCGAAGCAAUUUGGAUGAGGUGCGGCGGAAUUUGGAGAAGAUUCAACGUUUCGAAAGCGAAUAUGAUGACCAUGCACAUGAAUUCACAACGUUCAGGAAACAUCACACCAUGCUCCAGGAAUAUUACGCCGCGCUCGGUCCAUAUUUCACAAAAAAUCUUUUCCCCUACGGUUUCACUUUCUACGGGGAAAAAGAACACUUUAAGACAAAUGCGCCUUUUGAGGAUUUUAGAGAGGAGUGGGAUGGUGUAAUCUUUGAGCUUAGAAGAAAAAAUGGCGGCUUGGCAGAGUUAAAAAGCAUUCUGGAUGGUAAGGGGUGCCAUCCGCCGGCUCCGCCCCCAAAACCCCGACCUAGGCCGGCGCCUGCGCCAAGGCCCCCGAGGCCUGCCAGGCCUGCACCUCCACCCCGGCCUUCCGGGACUCCUGGCAGGACAUACGGUCCAAGAAAUGUCGGAGGUUGGUCGUCUGUUGAGAGUCGGGCUUCUGGUGCUAGAGGAGGGGGAGCGCAUAACCGUAGAGGCGAAACACAAAACAGGGUAAUGGGACCGGGGGCUCAGGGAGGUAGAGGACAAGGGCCAGAGCCUCGAGGUACUGUAGGCGCUAAGGGCACACAGAGAAGCAGUAGUCCAGGGCGUACGAUGUCUACUCAGUCUCAACUCCUACAUCGUCAAUCUACUCCCCAGUCUCAUCCUACACCUGCUUCCCCCAGUGUUCUCAGUGACCCUAGUUCACCGGCUGCAACACUUCCGACUCCAGCACGCCUUACGUCUCAAGCCCCUGCGCCUGCUCACUCAAGUGCGUCCAGCUCAAGCUCUUCGUCAUCUAGUGUCAUCGAUACCGGUGGUACGGGGCUGGGUCCCCAGGCGGCCGCUUCUGGACAUAGUCAAGGGAGUAGUCAAACAUCCAUGGGCAGCACGGUUACCCUUCCUCAUGCAUCGCCUGUCCUGGAACCUGGUAAACAGAGCGGUCCCUCCCAAGACAGUAUGCAACCUGGGAUUUCGGAUCCUUUAAGUUCAGGUUCUACGCAUUCUGGUGGCAUGGCGCCUGCUCAGCAUUCUCCACAAAGUACUCCAGUCUCCCAAGAUAAUACAGACGCCCGUAUGGGGAUCGUCGGCCAGCCAUCCCAUACCCUGCCUUCUAUUCCAGGUGCUGGUGAGCGUGCAGGACUGGGUGGUGUGCCAAGCACCGGUGGGCAUUCAGGGGACAGUAUUACCACAGCCACCGAGCCUGUUGCCUCUCUAAGCGUCGAUCUAUCCCAGGUUCAAACUGCUCCAAGAGAUGUUCAGUUUGCUGGGCAUAAUAGUGAUCCAGGCAGUCCAGGGACUUCUUUGACACAGGCUGGGCCAAGUCACGGUGGAGCCCCGGGGCCCAUCGGUACGCACGUUGCUCACGUUCCGGAUUCAGACAGCAAGCUUUCUUCGAGAAUACAACCCUCUGGCCCUUCAAAUGUAAGCGACACUCAGAAUUCAAGGGUUCAAACCGCAGACUCUUUGUCACCCCCUGACCAUGAUACUGCUCAGGAUCCGAAAGGCCAGGCACAUACCCCUACGCAACGAACUUCUCAUCAAUCUUCAGGCCUUAGAAGUGCCCAUCAAGGCACCCCCGGCGCAGACAUUCAGCCAUCCGCUGCAAAUCGUGCUGAUCCAGGUGGAGGAGGAGGUGCUGGAGGGGGUGGGGGGUCGGCAGGUGGUACGGAUGGCGAUUCCCUGGUUGUCUCUCAACCUGGUCAAGCACCUAAAGCCUCUCAACAUUCUGUUCAACUUCACACCCCAACUAUUUCAGCCACAGACCCUCCAUCAUCUGGUAUCCCUGGUCCACCGGGUGAUGUGGGCCCUACUCUCCAAUCGCCUCCUCAGGUAAAUCCUCAUGGCCACACGGGUGAUUCAGGCGGUCAUAGCCCAGCAUCCAUUCCACAGGCUCCCGGCCCAGAUCCUCUCAGUGAUUCCGAUAAUGCAGUUACAAGAGGUCAACAACAUGUUGGAACUCAGGAUAAUGGAUCUCCAGGUCAGCCAGGCCCUACGCCGUCUGUUCCUCCACCCCCACCUUCUGCCCCUCCCACAACCACAGCUGCAGACCCUUUGAGUUCUCAGAACAGUAUACAUGGACCCAAGGGGACCCCAGGUAUUCAUGGUCCACCGAUUGUCGAGAUUCAGGAUCCUAGUUUGAAAGGAAACGCAGACUCUACGGAACCUCUAAAUAAACACGCAUCCUCUACCUCCGUUGAUGUACAUGACCCCCCUGGUAGGUCAGGAAGCGUGACUCCGGAUACAAUGUCAGGUAUACUUCAGACUCCACAGCCUGAUGACAUUCACGGCGCUGUGCUCACUCAGCCCUCAAGUGUCUCAGGUUCACGGCCUUCCUCAAUUGCUGCCUCUCCUGCCGGUGGUGGUCAGGGCCCGGAUGACCAGGCGUCUCUUUCGGAUCCUAAUCUGCCACAUGCUAAAAAUUCCACGGGCAGCCCGGUAACCCUUCCCAUUACCUCCCCAGUUAUGCAACCUAGUCAAGGUGGCGGUGGAGAUGCAGGGAGUGGGAGCCCAGGGGCGACAAUCGGUGACCCUAAUUCGCCAAGUAGACAGACGGCUGAUAACAAUUUAGGGUCUUCUGGCAUAUCUAUGAAUUCGGGCAGCGAUGCGUCGCAUCAAGUAUUACCUCAGACCUCAAUACCGGAGCCGCCCCAAAUUGAGCUUGAGAUUGAUAAGCUUUACACUCCGGAUAUGAUUUACGGCGCUGAAAAGAUUCAAGGAGAACCACUUCCCGCGGUUGGAUAUAAGAGAAUUGUGCCACCGUCCGAUACCUAUUCCAAUGUACCUCCGCACGCCCCGUCUCAUGCAAAAUUCUAUCCAAAUUUUACCACUGUCGAAUUCGAGGACAAGUGCGUUCCUCCCUGGAUCACGAAGACAAAUAACGACAACCUGCAAGAAUACCCCGACACCGAGCUGUUCCCCUCCGAGCCGCCGCGUACAGUCAGGGAGAUGCUUAUUUGGCUGGUCGGACUGCAGAACCCGAAGCAUCUUGACACUAUGAAACGAUGUAUUGAGAAGGUUUUCAGGAGCGUGACCGAUGUCAUACACGGAGAGCUCAAGCUAUCUGCCAACGAUUUUCACAUCACAGUUGACAACGUAGUUGACGUCUUAAGACUUACCUCCCUGUUUGCAGCUUCAGUGCUAUCCACCAUUGAACCUGCGUGGAAAGGUAACAUCUCACUAUCUGCUACAUUCAAAAGUAAGGACUCCGACCAAUCCAAGGACCCUGAUUGCUGCACCCUCCUCUGCCGGCUGCGGGAUUACGUCUACGCCUGCUGCCACCAGUUGGCGUUCCUAAAGUCGCAGUGUUCUCGGGAGCAGUCACAUGGUGGUUGGCAGAAUCAUGAGUAUGGCCAUGGUGUGUCUCCCCAAAAGUCACCCCUUCAGGCCUUUCUGACCGACGCCCAUGACUCCAAGUUCACGACAUACCCCUUCGACCCGUGCAACGUCUGCCUCAAGAGCCGUGUCAGGAUGGGAUUCAGGGCAGAUGAUUUGCCUGACAAAUUGGAAACUGGCAACGUCCUUCUCACUAUCCUCUCUCCCACCUGCGGCGGCGACGAUCCGCGGACGCCGCGCACCACCGGGGAGCUUGUCUCGUUCUUCCACAAUUUCGGGAAUGAGUUGCACAAUGCACCUUCAGAGUUGUCCCCACUGGGCUCCGCCCUCUCAACUCCACAUGGCCACUGCCCCGACUGGGACCGUCUUGGUGACGCCGACCUCCAAGCCGUCCAGGGUCUCCGUGGCUCUGACUCUCUCAACUCCAUCCACCACGACAAGGACAAAGGUCAUCCCAAGACCCUGUCCACGCUGCUUGGCUGCGGCAUCGAUAAUGUCAACUGUCAUCCACAUAUGACGCCCAUCACCUACCGGGCCGACGCCCUGUACUCCCCGAGCUUCGCCCACGCCUACCUCAGCUGGACGGUCUACCUAGCAGACAGACUGUGGGAGUCACUGACCAAGCUGCACUAUGAUCUCGAGAACCUUCAAUGUCACGACUCCAAGCUCAAGCCCCUACACCGCCGUGACAAGGCCCUGCUCCUCCUCUAUUCUCACGGGUUCACGCCGCCCGAGGGUGUAUCGCAGCCUUCACUCACGUGUUCCAAGGUAGUCGCCAAGCUGGAGGAAGUGGUCUCGGGUCAGCCUAUCGCAACGCUUAUGACAUGCAUGGAUAUAUUUCUCUACAGAGUUCGGAUGCCAUUCCUCUACACUCUGUUCACAGUGUGGUCUAUCGCAGCGGUCUUCCUCACCUACACGACGCUAUAUCGCAUCGACUUCCUGCGCAUACGCUCUCACUUCGUGCGCUCCAAGGCGUCACACCUCAUCGACGUCAAGGCACUACUCACGCACGGGAGGAGAAUGCUCUCACUCUACAGUGACGUCGACUAUUUUGACGAUGAUAUGGCGGAACGGCUUGACGGCUCACAGUAA
This is a messenger RNA of Babesia ovata, 5421 nucleotides long. Its product is annotated as Ribosome-binding protein 1. NCBI's taxonomy places the organism in Eukaryota, Apicomplexa, Aconoidasida, Piroplasmida, Babesiidae. The coding region runs from base 1 to 5421 and encodes 1806 amino acids. The transcript is spliced from 2 exons. The record is from RefSeq and is a predicted model, not a curated record.